AGGUGAGGGGUGGACAUGAUGGAAGAGUGACAGUGAACACAUGGAGGAGAGCGUUGAAGGAGGAAUAUGUGCGGUCUGGACUAAGAGACUCAAAUCUCCCCUAACACCGGUGGAUUAUAUCACAACACUGCUCGGUGUGUUUGGAGUUGACACGGAUGAAAUCAAGUCAGUGAUUGAGGGAGAUUCAGUCACUCUACACACAAAUGUUGAAAAACAGAAAAGUGAUCUGAUUGUGUGGUGUUUUGGACCUGAAGCCACUCUUGUUGCUAAAAUCAACGGAGAUGCCAACAGCAAGCGAGUAUAUGAUGAUGUUCUUGGUGGGAUAUUUCGAGACAGACUGGAGUUGAACAUCACGACUGGAGAUCUCACCAUCAGAGACAUCACAACUGAACACUCGGGACUUUAUAAACUCAGCAUCAUCAGUGAAAAGGCCUCAAACAAAUUAUUCAGUGUAACUGUGAAGGAGAGGAAAUCAGAGAUUGAGGAGAUUAAGACAGAUGAGACUGAGAAGAUUGAUGAGUCUACUUCCGGUCGAUCACGUUCAGAUUCUAUCAUCAUCAUCAUCAUCAUUACAGUGUGUUUGACUGCAGUAUUAACUGUAAUCGCAGCUGUGAUCUGCUUCAGGAAACACAGAUUGGAUCUAAAAGCUUUAAUAAAAGUGCAGACUUCUGAAACUGACGUUCUGACUGAAAAAAGACGACUUCAGGACAAAAUUCAGCAACAAGUUUGAAGGUUAACUAACCUGAAAAGACUUUUUAAUGGCAGGUUUUAUUGACACUUUAUUGACCUCAUGAUGUGUUUUAAUGAACAAUGUCCUGCUGUACUAUCUUUUGUAUAUUUAUUGUCUUUAUUAAGUGUUUUUUACUUAAAGAACAAUAAAUAUUGUGAACAAUUGAAUUACAUUUUAAAUGUCACAACACAAUUAAAAGCAUAUGUGAUAAUCCAGAGGAUAAUAAACUCAUUUCUGAGGAA
This is a messenger RNA of Xyrauchen texanus (razorback sucker), 972 nucleotides long. RefSeq lists its product as uncharacterized. The record is from RefSeq and is a predicted model, not a curated record. The transcript is spliced from 6 exons. Lineage: Eukaryota; Metazoa; Chordata; Actinopteri; Cypriniformes; Catostomidae. The coding region runs from base 41 to 730 and encodes 229 amino acids.